ACACACCACACCUUCUCACCAUCCUCACAGAAUUCAAGAGUGUCGGUCAGUCAGACAGAGAGGCAGGGCAGACUGCUGAAAGGGGGAGUGGACACAUAUAGAGCAGAGGGGAAAAGAGGAGAAGAGAGAAAGAGGGCUAUCCACUCAUCUCCGACAGUAGGGAUAUUGAUGCACAUACUUGAGUGAAGAGGAAAAUAAAACGACAUGAGUUUAGGAGCAGCAUGUGUCUUCCUGAGGGGAGGGAAGCAUAUUGACAGAGAGCUGGCCGAUGACGAAAUUGAAGAGCUGCGCGAGGCGUUUGCUGAGUUCGACAAGGACAAGGAUGGGCUGAUCAGCUGCAAGGACCUGGGCAACCUGAUGAGGACAAUGGGCUACAUGCCCACUGAGAUGGAGCUGAUCGAGCUGAGCCAGAACAUCAACAUGAACCUUGGUGGGAGAGUAGACUUUGAGGACUUUGUUGAGCUGAUGGCCCCAAAGCUGCUGGCUGAGACUGCUGGGAUGAUCGGCGUGAAAGAACUGAAGGACGCUUUCAAAGAGUUUGACGCGGACGGAGACGGAGAGAUCACAACAGAGGAGUUACGAAACGCCAUGACCAAGCUGAUGGGGGAGCACAUGUCUCGAAGAGAGAUUGACUCUGUGGUACGAGAGGCUGACAACAACGGUGACGGGACAGUAGACUUUGAAGAGUUUGUUAGAAUGAUGUCACGCCAGUGAGGAGGACUUCUUGGAAAAAUGAUUAUUUCUCACACACACACGUUUGUAUUACUAUCCUUGUGUGGAUCAAACAAUUGAUUCCCAUUAAAAUCCUAUUUUCCCUAACCCCUAACCCUAAACCUAAAAUAGCCUUUUUCCUUGUUGGGACUGGCAAAAUGUCCCCAAAACAAAACCAAACAAACACACACACACACACACACACACACACACACACACACACACACACACACACACACACACACACACACACACACACACACACACACACACACACACACACACACACACACACACACACACACACACACACACACACACACACACAGGGCUGCAAUUGAUACACAGCCACACAUUAAUAUGCAAUUUGAAAAAUUAUAUUAAUACAAUUAUUUUAUUAACACACGCAAUACAAUAACAAUAUAUAAUACAACAAUUAAUAACAUGACCACAAAUUAUAAAUGCUUUUUUCAAGCACAUACAUUGUUUUAUGUAAUUUGUAUAUAUAUAUGGGAAAUUAUGCAAUUCUAUUUGUCUAGCUUGUUAUUUGUUUAGUUUUUGAAGGUAUUCUACAAUAAAUUAUUCGGAAAAAAAUACUUUGGUUAUGUUUACCCUAUGUCAAAGGAGCAUUAACAUACAAUUCUGAAUCCAAUUUCGGUUGAACAAUCACCCGUUAUCAAUGUCCAUGUAUAUGAUAUUUGGCAGACAUGAUAAAAUAUAUGUAUCUUUACACUAAUGAGGCAUUCACAUGGUCAUCAGAUGUGGGAAACUUCCCAAUAAGGAGGUCAUAAGUCCAACAUGUUUGCAAUCAAGUGCUUUUUUAAAUUUGUAUUUAUUUUACCUUUAUUUAGCUUAACUAGGCAAGUCAGUUAAGAACAAAUUCUUAUUUGCAAUGAUGGCCUAGGAACAGUGGGUUAACUGCCUGUUCAGGGGCAGAAUGACAGAUUUGUACCUUGUCAGCUUGGGGAUUUGAACUUGCAACCUUCCGGUUACUAGUCCAAUGCUCUAACCAAUAGGCCACCCUGCCGCCUUUUAAGUCAGACCAAUUGUUCAACCAAUACGAUUUUAGCUAGCUAGACAAUAAAGUUAUCCAGCUUGCUUAUCAUUGACAAUAUGGUCAAACUAGCUACAUUGUUCACAUUUACAUAUUUGUAAUUGUCAAAAACUAAUUUGUGGUAAUCUUUUAGUUGAUAAAGUGAAAAGCCAGUGGUGAAACGUCACAACUUGGUUAAUUAACCAUUUCUCUGAGUUUCCCACUUGUAAUUACGAUCAGGAGAGUCAUUCAAGUGAAAUUUCCCAGUCGGAACUACGGACUUCAGAUAACUCUAAUAGCAUGUGAACACCCCAUAAAUCCAGACCCCUUAUAGCGACGGUUAGAGGCAACUCAGUGUGAAAUAAGAGUGACACCAUCAAUUUAUGAAUGGAGUCAGACAGGAUUAACCCCUGUAAAUAAACAACAUGUCCACUAAUCUGCAUUUCUUUGAAAAUCAUCAGAAUCUCUGUAAUCUGUGUAAUGGAAGUUUGGUAGAGAACAGAUGGUGGAGAAAGAAAGAUGGAGUGCUGAAAGCUGGGGAGUGGAGUUACUUAACAUAGCUGUCUGAAAGUGGCUUCAUGAGAUAAGGGGAAAAAGUUAAUGUAAAAGAGUGGAGAAAGGGGGAGAAAGGCAGAUAUGAAGGAAGGAAGAUAUGAAAUAAUUACACAUACAUAGCUAUUCAAUGCUAUACUUAUACACAUAGUUAAUCAGUCUAAAUAAAAAUGCUUGUAACUGGUAUUGACAGAUCAUCAAUAGGUCUUCAUAUUCCAACAAUCACACUAAGAAUUAAUUUAUCCAACUACUAUUGACCCAACAUUACCAUCAUCGCGAUUCUAUUAUUUGAGUGCUGACCCUUACGUUGAUUUACAUAAUCGUAGAGCAAAGACUUCAAAGAAACUAUACAUUUUGGUAUAAAAAAUAUUUUUAUGAUGAGUAAUGAUAUGACGAUGAGUUUGCAUAACGGAACACGUGGGUACUAUGGGUGUUUGGCUUGGGCAAUGAAAAAGAUAAGUCAUUGUGAUUACAGAGCUCCUCUCAUGCUAUAGUCACAAAAUGAUGACAUCGUGAGUCAAUUGGUCACAACAUCGGAUUUGGAGCUAUUAAAAGCCGAAACACGGAACGUUUUCUUGAGCCAAAAAAAUCUGGCAGAGGAAAAAGUGCACUCUGAGUCCCUCCUUAAAUUAAGAAGCUCUAACUUUGAUUAAAUUCUCACCCCCUCUUUUGGGGGGGGGGGGGGGGGGAUUUGUAUGUUAAUCUGACCAGUAGCGUUCUAGUGUAGUGGAAGUGGGUUACAUAAUUUUCUACUUGGUCUUUGCACAUUUGUUCGACUCAUUAGACUCGGAAGCCAAAUAUUUUUGAACAAGAAACAUAGUGCAGCACACUGACAGUGCUGACGUGGACAUUGUGUGAGACUCCGAUAUGGCACACUAUUCCCUACGUAUGCACUACUUUUGACCAGUUGUGCACUACAUUGGGAAUAGGGUGCUGUUUUGGAUGCCAUCUUUUCUACAGAGGCCAUGUAGUGUAAGAUGCGUGACAGACUGGGCAGGUUAUCAGACCGGGUUGACAUCUGGGGCGCGAUGGCUUAGAGCACCAAUUAACAAAAGUGAUGUGACACCCUCGCAGAACACCGUUUCCAGAUCUAAUAAUUUAUUUGCAAUUCUGUCAAACAGGCAAUCUAGAAAAUAAAUACAGCUGUGUCGAAAGUGCAUGCACCAUAGGCCUCGUACUACAGUGUCAAAUUGUGGAUUCAUACUGAGGUAGAAAAUAAUACACUUCUGUGAUUUUAGUGAGCUUUGAAAAGGGAUGCACUCCUACAGCUGCGUCAGAAUGUUGUUGCGCAGAUUUUUGUCACAUUGUUGGGAUGGAUCCCUAGGAGUCCCUUGCAGGUGCACUAUAACAUAUUAUAACAUGAUAUUAAAUAAGUUAUUCCACUAUACUUACUUAAUUGUAAAGUUUCAUGAUAUCAACAUUUGCAUGAGAGCGAGCGAGAGACAGAGAGAGAAAUUUACAUUUCAACUGGCAUUUUUUGGCGCAUUUUAAAGUCAAAAAGUUGAUUUUCCCGUGUUUGAUAUAUAUUUCUACAAUAUGAGGUUGGAAUAAUAAAGGGAAAUUGUGAAAAUUAUAAUAACGCCCUUUGAAAGAGCUGUUUGAAAAGACCGCCUGAAAUUUCAGCCUGUUUUGGUGGGAUGGAGUUUUGGCCUGUCUGGUGAUAACACAUUGGCCCUUUAAGAAUGAAAUAUCAAGCAAUUACACAGCCAGAUGACAAAGUCCAUAAUCCAAGUCCCCGAUAUAAAAAAAACAACACAAUCAUAAUACUGAACAAAAUGUGGGAUUAAUCAUUUAGGGGGGAGGGGGAGAUAAAAGAAAAUGCUGAAAUGCUGAUGGCGUGAGCCCUCUAACAUCCAGGGCAGGCUUCACUUUCAUUAAUCCAAAUUAAUCUUUCUUUCUCUUGCUCGCACUCUCUCUCUCUCUCUCUCUCUCUCUCUCUCUCUCUCUCUCUCUCUCUCUCUCUCUCUCUCUCUCUCUC
Messenger RNA from Oncorhynchus gorbuscha (pink salmon), 4274 nucleotides. It is a transcript of the gene cabp5a, whose product is annotated as calcium binding protein 5a. The record is from RefSeq and is a predicted model, not a curated record. The transcript is spliced from 7 exons. The coding region runs from base 205 to 714 and encodes 169 amino acids. Gene Ontology annotation, molecular function: calcium ion binding. Lineage: Eukaryota; Metazoa; Chordata; Actinopteri; Salmoniformes; Salmonidae.